AUGGCCCCCCCUAACGUCGAUAGCAUGUUCACGCUGAAGGUGGACAACGUUCCCUUUCAGAUUGGGAGCGACGAGCUACGCGACCUCUUUUCUAAGUUUGGUGAAAUAGGAGAUGUGUACAUUCCACGAGCUCGAGGCUCGAAUGAGUCGCGUGGCUUUGCCUUUGUGCGCUUUUUAGAGAAACGCGAUGCUGAAGACGCAAUAGACGGCAUGGAGGGCCUAGAUUUUCAAGGCCGCGACUUGCGAGUGCAAUUCGCCAAGCAGCGCCGGCCCGAUAAUCCUCGGGAAUUUUAUGCGCGUAGCGGAGGCGGCGGUGAUCGCUACGGUGGAGAUCGAUACAGAGGAGGAGGAGACCGCUACGGAGAGCGUAGAUUUGAUCGUCGCGAUGACCGACGCUACGACGACCGCCGGGAUGACCGUUCGCGUCGCCGCUCGCGCUCUCGCUCACCAGACCAUCGUGACCGUACGGACCGCGACCGUGGGAAUCCUCGUCGCGAACGCAGUCGAUCGCCCCAUCCUCGUAGCCGCUCGCCUCGUCGUAGCUCCUCACCUCCACCGCGGCGUGAUUAG
Plasmopara halstedii is the source of this 570-nucleotide messenger RNA. RefSeq names its product serine arginine-rich splicing factor 2-like isoform x1. The record is from RefSeq and is a predicted model, not a curated record. NCBI's taxonomy places the organism in Eukaryota, Oomycota, Peronosporomycetes, Peronosporales, Peronosporaceae. Bases 1 to 570 code for a protein of 189 amino acids. Gene Ontology annotation, molecular function: RNA binding. The transcript has 2 exons.